AUGCGAAUUAUUCCUUUACAAAAUUCAAUUGGAAUUGAUGGACAUUUAUAUUCUUCACCUUCCUUAAAUUUAAAUAAUUGUAAAUAUAGGCAAUCUACUAGUAAUGGUUUUGGGCUUUAUUCGCGGCAUAAAAAGGCUAAUAAUAAUUCUGAGGAAUUCCAAACAAAAACAAUGUCUAAUGGAGUAGGGGGUAUUUCUUCUUCUUCAGAAAUUAUUAAUCAUCAAAAUUAUCAAAAAUGUGAAAAUAACCAAAUAAAUAAUAAAGAAGAAAAUGAACAAAAUUUAAUUGAAUUAACAAAAAUAAAUAAUUAUUUUAAAGAAGAAAAAAAUGGGGGAGAGGAGGGGGAAAUUGGAGAAAAUGAACAACAACAACAACAAACUUCUUUUUGUAAUAAUUUCCCUCUUCAAAAUGAAGAAAAUAUUUUAUUAUCUGGACAAUCCCAAUUAUUAUUACAAGAAAAUAAAGAAGGGGAAGGAGGGGGGGAAUAUUUUGAAGAUAUUUAUCAACAAAAUAAUUUAGUAAUUGAAAAUGAAGAAGAAAUAAUUAAUGAAAGAGAAGCAACAGAAAUACAAUUAAGAAUUAAAAGAUUAGCUGGGGCACAUCAAUUAAUUGGAAAUAAUAAUGAAAGAAAUUUAUCUAAAAUUAAUAGUAAUAGAGAAUUAUUUAAUGGAAAUUUUGUUAAUAAUAAUCGAAGACAGCCAAAACCUUGCAAAGAUUAUGCUCUAAGUUUUAUUGUUGAUGCUAAAUUGUUGCAAAUUCGGAGGGCUGGUACCGAAUUACAAAUAACAGAUAAUGAAGGUUUUCCCCUUCUCGAUUUAUGGCAAAGAGCUAGUUGUUUCCGUUCACAUUCCUGGGUAUUUGAAUCAUUAGGGUUAACAGUUUUGACGCUUUGUGAUUUGGAAAGAAGAAUAUUUCCUUUACCAAAACUUUUGGGUGGCGGAGGGACAGAUUGUAGUAGUGGAGGUAAUGGAUAUGUUCAGAGAGUUGAUAAUCCUGACGGGGAAUGUUUUGCACAUUUUGUUGUUGGAAUACCUUUUUUGGUACAAGAUAGAAGGAGAAUGAAUAUUGCUAGAUUUGGAUUAGAACAACAAAGGUUUUUUUAA
Meloidogyne enterolobii is the source of this 1104-nucleotide messenger RNA. Lineage: Eukaryota; Metazoa; Nematoda; Chromadorea; Rhabditida; Meloidogynidae. The record is from the annotation of a GenBank genome assembly.